Plutella xylostella (diamondback moth) is the source of this 2383-nucleotide messenger RNA. Its product is annotated as dTDP-glucose 4,6-dehydratase. The record is from RefSeq and is a predicted model, not a curated record. Lineage: Eukaryota; Metazoa; Arthropoda; Insecta; Lepidoptera; Plutellidae.
UCACUUUGACGUCUUUGACAUUUGACACAACUUUAGAUUUUGAUUCCAUUUCCUCACACACAACACAAUAUUUUACGUUAUCGCAAAAAUGACCGAAAUCACCGGUGAAAGUGGAAAACCACGGGUGCUGAUACUAGGGGGAUGCGGAUUCAUCGGGCGAAACCUGGUGCAUUAUUUGACAUCAAAUGACCUCGUCAGCGGCAUUCGUGUGGUGGACAAAACUCCACCGCAACUGGCUUUUUUGAACCCGACACAUAGUAAAGCGUUCGAGGACCCCCGCGUUGAAUACAAGAGCGCUAAUCUCAUUAAUCCAGCAUCAUGCGCCUCGGCUCUAGACCCCGGGGACGGAGCUCUAUGGUCGCUGGUCGUCAACUGUGCAGCAGAGACUCGCUCUGGACAGACAGAGCCUGUGUACCAAGAGGGGAUUGUCACUCUGAGCAUCAAUGUGGCCAAGACUUGCGCCAAACUGAAGUGCCGCCUGGUUGAGAUGUCCAGUGGAUUCAUGUACAGCUCUGAUAAGCCCCACACCGAAGACGGCCCAGUGUCCCCGUGGACGACGGAGGCCAAGAUGAAGCUGCAAGUAGAAGAUCAGCUGCACGCGCUGGCCCCGGAGCUGCGGUACACGGUGCUGCGGCCAGCCAUCGUGUACGGACCCGGCGACCGGCGGAGCUUCACGCCCCGCCUGCUCCUCGGCGCAAUCUACAAGCACCUGAACGAAACAAUGAAGCUGCUAUGGACAGCGGACCUCAAGCUAAACACCGUCCAUGUGACAGAUCUGUGCCGGGCCAUCUGGCAUGUUGGGACGAGGUCUGACACGGUCGGGAAGAUAUACAAUGUGGUGGACGAAGCUAACAGCUCGCAGGGGAGUUUAGCGGAGAUUGUGUCUGAGAUAUUCAAGAUUAACCAUGAUUACUAUGGCACGGCUAUUUCUACUUUGGCUAAGACAGACCUAGCCUCCGUAGCCGAGGAAGCGAACGACAAGCACCUCACGGCCUGGGCGGACAUCUGCCGGCGCUACUCGCUGAGCCACUGCCCGCUGGAGCCGGGCGCCGCGGCCGAGCUGCUGCGGCGGCGCCAGCUGUGCCUCAGCGGCGCCGCGCUGGCCGGGACGGGGUUUAGCGUCACUGUGCCGAGACCUACGGCGGAGAAUAAUGCUGAGGUAUUGGAAGACUUUGUGGCCAUGAACCUCUUCCCAAAGGAACUGCUCCUGUGAUCUAAUCCAGAAGUAAAAGUAAAAUGUAAGAACAAGUCAAUCUCCCAGUGAUACCGACAGUCGCGCUAGUUUCGUUCACUCAUUCAGUCAUUAUUUUAGUUCACCUUGUUAGAACGCAAAGAAUGAAAGGAACUCUGUUACAAUAUUUUUACUACUUGUAGUUUGAAAAGGCUUUUAUAGAAUAUUUUCUUCAAGCAAAUUUCAAAUUAUGUGCAACUAAUUGUACUUAUUGGUAUUUAUUUUUACCAUUACGUUGACUAUUCUUUUUCUUAAUCGAAUGUUACGAUUUUAUAUUUUAUUGCAAAGUAUAUUUACUGUGAUAGCUCUAAGCUAGUAUGAGUAUGUCUCACUAAGAAAAAUACUAUCUUAUGAAAGAUUCCGCCGAUUUUGAUAGAAUUAACCUAUUUGGAGACUAAUACGACAAUAAAAAGAUGUAGGAUACAUUAAAAUUAACUUUUUAAAGAAAACAUAACUUUAUAUGUAAGGAAACAAAGACUGCGGAGACCAAAAAGCAAUUCCUUCCUUGCUUUUUUACUAAAAUCUUCCAAUAUAUUGACUAAAAGUAAUAUCCAGACACAUUCCUAUAACAAUACUUACCCUAAGACUUAUAUUCCUGUCUUGCAUUUACAACUUAAAUAUUACCAUGUGAAUAGUCAAAUGUGACUAGUCAACCCAACAACUGAUAGGUUAGGUUGCAAACCGUAUCGACGAGGUUAUAAAAGUACUAAGUACAUACUGAUGAAGAAAUUGCUGCUUCUAUGCUACUUGCGGUAUAAAUCCUAUGAGAUGUUCCAAAAGUUUUUUUUACAUAUAAAUUUUAUUGAGAUUAUUAUAUUACUCAUAGAUUAUGUUAAGAAACAAGGUUUCAGCUAUGUGUUGUAGGUACUUAUACGUUAUUGUACUACGAAAUAAGUUAAUUAAGUUCAAUCGUAUUUUUUUAUGGUUUCACCAUUUUUAUCGGUAAUAUUUUAUUUUUAGUACGUUUCGUAGUACCUACAUAAAUUUCUUAAGCAAAGGUAAUUAAGAAAUUAAAGCUUGUGCAUAAUAAACAUACUUAAUUAUAUAUGUACUUAUUUUAUAAUUGUUUACGUUUUAAAAUACAUUAGAAACUUUUCGAAAUUGAUAUAAAAUAUUAAUCGGAUAGUCAAUAAACAUUUUGUAGUCAGAAAA